AUGGCACCUUCCUCCCUUGCCUGUGCUUUUGCAAUCCUUCUCCUUCUGACCAUCCACUUCUCCUUCACUGCUGAGGCUGCAACACCUCCUCCACAACAUGGAACCAUUGGAGGAGGAGGAGGUGGAGGUGGUGGUGGUGGCGGCAGUGGAGGGAGUCACGGCGGAUCAGGCUUUGGGUCUGGAAGAGGCGGUGGCUUUGGCUUUGGUUUUGGAGGUUCCACAGGUCGCGGUGGCAGUAGUGGUGGAGGUAGUGGUGGUGGUGGUGGUGGUGGUGGAAGUUCUGGCAAUGGUAGUGGGUCAGGUUCUGGCGGCGGCAGAGGUGGAGGUCGUGGUGGUGGAUUUGAAACUGUGGGUGGCAAUUGA
Molecule: messenger RNA, 363 nt
Organism: Amborella trichopoda
Lineage: Eukaryota; Viridiplantae; Streptophyta; Magnoliopsida; Amborellales; Amborellaceae
Source: RefSeq, a predicted model, not a curated record